AAUGGGAGAAGCUUUGCAAAACAGGAUGUGUGGGAUUCCCCAGUGCCUCCCUCACCAUGGAGGGCUGCUUUGCAACUGUUCCUCAAACAGUGUGAAUUACCUGGUGUAAUACAUCCCUUCCUCUCUCUCUCUCUCUCUCUCUCUUUGUGUGUGUGUGUUUUUAAAAGAGCUCCACGGGCAACCCCUCCAGCAGCAGUGAGGACGAGGACCUACACACCAGGGACCGUGAGGGUUACAUCUGCGCUGUGUGUCUGGAUGUGUACUUCAGCCCUUACAUGUGCCACCCCUGCAACCACAUCUUCUGCGAGCCGUGCCUGCGCACCCUGGCCAAAAACAGCCCCACCAACACCCCCUGCCCGCUCUGUAGGACCAUCAUAUCCCAUGUCUUUUUCCAGAAGGAACUAAAUCAAACAGCUCGGACCUUCUUCCCAAAGGAAUACUUGUUACGGAAGCAGACAUUCCAGAAGGCCACCUGUGCUAAGUGGCCUCUUCCCAGCUGCAGGAAAAUCUUCAGGAUUUUGGGCGGGUUCCAGAGACAGGCUAGUCCAAUUGGCAGGCGUCAGUUUCCUCAUGGCGGGUACCGUCUUGACGCGCUGGACUUUGAGGACGACUCGCGCGGCUGGCGAUUCGACAUGGACAUGGUGAUCAUCUACAUCUACUCCGUCAACUGGGUCAUCGGCUUCAUCGUCUUCUGUUUCCUCUGCUACUUCUUCUUCCCAUCGUUUUAAAAUGGCCGUUGGAGGGAUUAGCUAUUGAGCUAAGAAAUGUAGGAAGCCAGACAUUGACAGUGUUUUUUAAAAUGCAUCAGUUUGCAUGCAUGCUUGAUUCUGAGUCAAAUGUCUCUGCGCAUGUGUAACACUCAUACCUGUUCGAUAACAAACAAAUCAUUUUUUAUUGACUUCACAAAAGAAGUACUUGCAGAGGAAACUUUUCCCAAAAUACU
Messenger RNA from Clupea harengus (Atlantic herring), 943 nucleotides. RefSeq names its product ring finger protein 180a (gene rnf180a). The transcript has 3 exons. Gene Ontology annotation, cellular component: endoplasmic reticulum membrane. NCBI's taxonomy places the organism in Eukaryota, Metazoa, Chordata, Actinopteri, Clupeiformes, Clupeidae. Gene Ontology annotation, biological process: serotonin metabolic process; norepinephrine metabolic process; positive regulation of proteasomal ubiquitin-dependent protein catabolic process. The record is from RefSeq and is a predicted model, not a curated record. Gene Ontology annotation, molecular function: ubiquitin conjugating enzyme binding; ubiquitin protein ligase activity. Bases 276 to 728 code for a protein of 150 amino acids.